AUGUUUAUCUCGACACCAACUAGAAACAGGUCGAGUACCGUGCGAAAUAGACCAUUCUCGACUCAUUCGGUGCGAAGGGGACCAUACCUGGAGUGCAGCCCUCACCGUUAUGUUUGCGACUUGCCACAAUGCCGUCGUGCUAAAUCAUCUAGCCCCUCGUCCCGCUAA
Molecule: messenger RNA, 168 nt
Organism: Chondrus crispus (carragheen)
Lineage: Eukaryota; Rhodophyta; Florideophyceae; Gigartinales; Gigartinaceae
Exons: 1
Coding region: 1-168 (55 amino acids)
Source: RefSeq, a predicted model, not a curated record